This is a messenger RNA of Pelagomonas calceolata, 628 nucleotides long. The record is from the annotation of a GenBank genome assembly. NCBI's taxonomy places the organism in Eukaryota, Pelagophyceae, Pelagomonadales, Pelagomonadaceae.
AAAUCAAUCAGAGCGCUGCAUACCAGCAGCCUAGACAACGGCUACGCAGCGAAGCCAUGGUCCAGAACGUCGCCCGCUGAAUGCUGGAUGCAUGCGUGGGGCUGGCUCUUGCUGGUGGCCGUAUGGGGCAGCCCCACACCGCGGCCGACGCGCCAGCCGACGCCGCGACCGACGCGCCAGCCGACGCCGCGACCGACGCACCAGCCGACGCGCCAGCCGACGGCCGUUCCGAGUCCGCUGCCGUCCGCCGCGCCGACGGCCUGGAACUGCACCGAGGCCGUCGCGCGAGCGACCUGUGGCGCGGACCUCGAGCGCUUUUGCAACGCCACGAACACGACCGAGGCCCGGGCGGGGCUCGCAGCCGCGAGCCGCUGCUCGGACGACGACGGCGACGACGACGCGGCACCGACCGACGCCGACACGUUCGCCACGGCGGCGCUCUGGGUCCUUGGCGGCGUCGUGCUCCUCACCAUUCUCUUCGGCGGCUUUUGUAUCGUGCACGCGGCGCGGCGGCGGGAAGAACGACGCCAGUUCUCGGCCGAGGAGGCGUGCCGCGCGGGCGUCUACUGGACGCCGCGGGGCGACGACGAGGCGCUGCGGAUAGCGAGGUAAUAUUAUAGAUAGCCUA